Messenger RNA from Aureobasidium pullulans EXF-150, 1077 nucleotides. RefSeq lists its product as uncharacterized. The coding region runs from base 1 to 1077 and encodes 358 amino acids. Lineage: Eukaryota; Fungi; Ascomycota; Dothideomycetes; Dothideales; Saccotheciaceae. The record is from RefSeq and is a predicted model, not a curated record. The transcript has 6 exons.
AUGGUUCAGUGGGGCGGUUACGAAGGCACGAAGCAAGUUAUCAUUGUUUCCGUCUUUCUUGCUCUGUCGUUUGUUGUUUUGUCUCUACGGCUCUUUACGCGUGUCAUCGUUACUCGCAAUUAUGGUCUCGAGGACUUGGUCAUUACAGCGGCAUUUUGUUUCUCAGUAGCCCAAGUAGCGCUCGUGGUAGUUGAGGUCCAGCACGGACAGGGUCUUGCACAGAGUGCUCUUUCAGCAGAUGAUGUCCAACUUCUUAAGAAGACCCUCUGGAAACUCAUCCCGACCUACCUGGCAGGCUUGACCUUGACGAAACUAUCAAUCCUCUUACAAUACAUGCGACUCUUCAAAGACCGAACCAUCAACAGAGUCAUCAUCGGCAUGCUAGUAUUCGUUGCAGCAUACGGAACCUGGUCAGUCCUCGGAGCUCUAUUCAUCUGCUUCCCUGUCAAACGCUUCUGGGACCAAACCGUAGAUGGCCAUUGCAUGAUCUUCGAAGCAAAAUGGUUCAGCGAUGCAUCCGUAAACAUCCUCACAGAUCUCAUCCUGCUGAGUCUACCCAUGCCAUAUCUCAAAGGCCUCAAUCUUCCCAGACGUCAAAAGGCAGGUCUGAUCGCCGUCUUUGCUCUCGGUGGCUUUGUCUGUCUCGUAUCCAUGGCCCGCCUCCGACCCCUCUAUGUCAUCGCAACCGCAAACGACGUUUCCCAAAGCAACGGCCCAGCAGCCUGGCUCUCAAGCAUGGAAGUAAACGUCGGCAUAAUCUGCGCCUCCCUCCCCAGCCUCCGAGCGAUAACCCUCCGAACCUGCUGUCGUAGAACAAAACACGCAUCACCGCGGACCGAUCACGCAGGAUGGUGGCAAUUCGACAAACAACGACCUGAAGAUGUUGAAUUAGAAGGAGGGCAGAGAUACAAUAUGAGUAAUUCGGGUGGAAGUGCUAUUACGAAAAUGGUCACGAUACAGACGGAUACGCAGGAGAGAAGAGAUUCGGGUAGAAAAUUGUCGAUAUGGUCGUUGGGGAAUGGUGGUAUCUUUGAUGGCGGUGCUGUUAUGAAGGCGUGGGUUAAUGCUGGGAAAUGA